Molecule: messenger RNA, 1737 nt
Organism: Phyllopteryx taeniolatus (common seadragon)
Lineage: Eukaryota; Metazoa; Chordata; Actinopteri; Syngnathiformes; Syngnathidae
Gene: alkbh7
Product: alkB homolog 7
Exons: 4
Coding region: 623-1330 (235 amino acids)
Biological process (GO): fatty acid metabolic process; DNA damage response
Cellular component (GO): mitochondrial matrix
Source: RefSeq, a predicted model, not a curated record
ACAGCGACAGGGAAAAGGUUACAUGUGCUGAGCUUUAAGUAGGUCAUAUUUUUUGUCUGUUUUUUUUUUUUCUUGGCAAAUCUUUUGUGAAGAUGAAGUCAUCAGUUUAUCUAACAAGGUUACCACACCCGCACCCAGAAUUGCACCAUAGGAGAUUUGUCAUGCUAUCCUACACUCGCUUGAUGCCUUCCUGGGAUGGUGUAUUUUAUGGACAAAAAAAUAAAAAUAAAAAAAACUUCAAUACACUCAGUUAUUAAGGUCCACCCACGAAAAAAUAAACCCUUACAAAGACAAUAGUGCUAUGGAUUUAUGUUCCUUUUUGUGGUGUUAGCGUGGAUUGAUGGUGUAUCGGCACGUCUCUUCUCUUUGGUGUCAUACAAUUUAGAAAGGUACAGUGAGGAUUAAAACAAAUUAUAAUAAAAAAUAAAAACAGGAGAGAUCCCAAUUUUUACUGACCUCGAGUGGUCAUAUUGAAGAACUGUAGCAUCACGUUAAAACAAGCAUUUUCCCCUUUGACUACGUUACCCAUAAUGCAUCACGUUUUAAAUAUGGCGUCCUACGCAGUUAGCUGAGUCGAAGAAUCAAAACACUAUUACUUAACAGUGACGAUAUUAUUAGUAUUAUGGACAAGAAUAUGAAACUCUUACUGAAUGUGGCGAAAAGUGUUCAUAAUCCAUCUUUUUACAAAUGUCCCGGUCGUUACCUGAGCUCUUUGGCAGACAGCGGACUGAAAGCUGAAGGCGACGGGCCGCUGGUGAUUGUCGGGUCACGCCGGGCUUUGGUGCGGAGACUCGGGACACAGGUGGAGGUGAGGACGGCCUUCAUCACCGAGGAGGAGGAGGGUGCCCUUCUGCGGGAACUGGAACCCGGUUUGAAGAAGAAACGUUACGAAUUUGAUCACUGGGAUGACGCUAUUCAUGGGUACAGAGAAACCGAACGUGUUACGUGGGGGGCAGCUUGCCAGACCAUCUUAUCCCGCGUCCGAUCUGUAGCAUUUGCUUCUGGAAGUUCACUUCUUGGGCCUGUCCAUGUCCUAGAUCUGGACAAGACCGGCUACAUCAAACCUCACAUUGAUAGUGUCAAGUUUUGUGGCAGCACCAUCACUGGGUUGAGUCUUCUCUCGGAUAGUGUCAUGCGUUUAGUCAAAGUAGAUGCUCCCAGUGAGUGGCUAGAUCUGCUGCUGCCCAGACGCUCCCUCUACAUUCUAAGGGAACAGGCCAGAUACAACUUCACUCAUGAGAUCUUAAAAGACGAGGAGUCUUUGUUUAAUGGACAAAAAGUGCCUCGACAGCGACGUAUCUCUGUUAUAUGUCGGAAUCUUCCGGCUUAAUAUUCACUUCACCACAGCUGGGAUAUGAAUUCUCCCUGAGCCCCAAGGACAAUGUAAAUGGCCUUUAUUGCUUGAGUUUACUAUCCUCACUAUUUAUAUCAAUAGCAGUAGUCCACAUCUAGAAUGAAGUGUGCAAGACUUGUAUUUGAUGGAAAUAUGUGUACAGUAUGUCCAGAAUCCAUAUUUUGAUGAACUAUAAUAACAGGCUCCUUGACAUGCAAAUUGAAAUAUCUCUUAACGUUUCUCUAAAAUGCAGUCCUCUGUGAGGUAUUGUCCCUGCAAAAAAUUCCAUUUGUUGGCUUAUUGACAAUCGUAUUAAAUCUUUGACCAUAAGGCUGGGUGGAGUGUUGUAAAUGGUUCACAAAAAAGAAUGUUUAGUCUUAACAAUAAUAAAAAAAAAGCUUUUA